Molecule: messenger RNA, 729 nt
Organism: Penicillium arizonense
Lineage: Eukaryota; Fungi; Ascomycota; Eurotiomycetes; Eurotiales; Aspergillaceae
Exons: 7
Coding region: 1-729 (242 amino acids)
Molecular function (GO): oxidoreductase activity, acting on the CH-CH group of donors; flavin adenine dinucleotide binding
Source: RefSeq, a predicted model, not a curated record
AUGUCUUUUGCCCGGAUCCCUGUAAUUGCACGACCUUUCGUCAGCGAAAGAGCCAAGAAGACACUGGAUCUUGUUGAGAACUUCGUGGAAGAAGACUGCAUUCCCGCGGAUACAGUAUUUGCACAGCAACUAAACGCAAAUGGCUAUGAUACCAAAUAUCAAUUUAGCACUCAUCCUACCGUUCUCGAGGACUUGAAACGGAAGGCAAAAUCUCUCGGACUAUGGAACUUGUUUCUGCCAAAAGCACACUUCAAGGAAGGUGCCGGGUUCAGUAACUUGGAGUACGGUUUGAUGGCGGAGCUUCUGGGCAAGAGCGAUAUUGCUCCUGAGGCUUGCAAUUGCAAUGCGCCUGAUACUGGGAAUAUGGAAGUGCUCGCCAAGUGGAGCAGUGGUGCUGGUGACGAGAACUGCAAGAUCUAUAUUGUGAUGGGCGGCGGUUUUGAGGUUGUCCAGGGUCGUCUCGGACCUGGACGUAUUCGUCAUGCAAUGCGUUCCAUCGGUGCUGCCGAAAAAGCGCUCGAGUAUAUGCUUGCGCGAUUGAACAACCCAGCAAAGAAGCCCUUUGGGCAGACUCUCUCUUCUCACGGGAUUCAACUUGAGCGAGUAGCCCGCUCUCGCAUCGAAAUCGAUACAGCCCGCCUUUCUGUACUGAAUGCCGCGAUAACAAUCGAUGAAAUGGGUGCCAAAGCUGCAAUGAAAGAAAUUGCUAAGUACAAGUACCUUCAAUGA